Molecule: messenger RNA, 2274 nt
Organism: Ictidomys tridecemlineatus (thirteen-lined ground squirrel)
Lineage: Eukaryota; Metazoa; Chordata; Mammalia; Rodentia; Sciuridae
Gene: P2rx4
Product: purinergic receptor P2X 4
Biological process (GO): calcium ion transmembrane transport; response to ATP
Cellular component (GO): plasma membrane
Molecular function (GO): ATP binding; extracellularly ATP-gated monoatomic cation channel activity; purinergic nucleotide receptor activity
Source: RefSeq, a predicted model, not a curated record
GGACCAGGCGGCGGGGCGAGCGGCGGCGGCCGGGGCCAUGGCGGGCUGCUGCACGGUGCUGGCGGCCUUCCUGUUCGAGUACGACACGCCGCGCAUCGUGCUCAUCCGCAGCCGUAAAGUGGGGCUCAUGAACCGCGGUGUGCAGCUGCUCAUCCUGGCCUACGUCAUCGGGUGGGUGUUCGUGUGGGAAAAGGGUUACCAGGAAAUGGACUCCGUGGUCAGCUCAGUGACUACCAAGGCCAAAGGCGUGGCUGUGACCAAUACUUCUACACUUGGGUUCCGGAUCUGGGAUGUGGCUGAUUAUGUGAUUCCAGCUCAGGAGGAAAACUCCCUCUUCAUCAUGACCAACAUGAUCAUCACCAUGAACCAGACCCAGAGCAUCUGUCCCGAGAUUCCUGAUAAGACCACUGUGUGCAAAUCAGAUACAGACUGCACUUCUGGGUCUGCCGACAUCCACAGCAAUGGUAGGAAUGGAGUCAAGACUGGAAGAUGCGUGCCGUUCAAUGGGUCAGUGAAGACCUGUGAGGUGGCAGCCUGGUGCCCAGUGGAGGAUGACACACAUGUGCCAAAGCCUGCUUUUUUAAAGGCUGCAGAAAACUUCACUCUUUUGGUUAAGAACAACAUCUGGUAUCCCAAAUUUAAUUUCAGCAAGAGGAAUAUUCUUCCCAACACCACCACCACCUACCUCAAAUCAUGCAUUUAUGAUGCCAAAACAGAUCCCUUCUGCCCCAUAUUCCGUCUUGGCAAAAUCGUGGAGAACGCAGGGCACAGCUUCCAGGAUAUGGCCGUCGAGGGAGGCAUCAUGGGCAUCCAGAUCAACUGGGACUGCAACCUGGACAGAGCUGCCUCCCUCUGCCUGCCCAGGUAUUCUUUCCGCCGCCUCGAUACCCGGGACCUUGACCACAAUGUGUCUCCUGGCUACAAUUUCAGGUUUGCCAAGUACUACCGGGACCUCACUGGCGUGGAGCAGCGCACGCUCAUUAAGGCAUAUGGUAUCCGCUUCGACAUCAUCGUGUUUGGGAAGGCUGGGAAGUUUGACAUCAUUCCUACCAUGAUCAACAUCGGCUCUGGCCUGGCGCUGCUGGGCGUGGCGACGGUGCUGUGUGACGUCAUAGUCCUGUAUUGCAUGAAGAAGAGAUACUACUAUCGGGAGAAGAAGUACAAAUACGUGGAAGAUUACGAGCAGGGUCUUGGUGGUGAGACAGGCCAAUGAUGCCUACCCGACACCUGGGCUCCCCAAAGCCCUCAUCAAGCACAAUGAGAAGGAGGGAGAAAUGGCUGCUAUGUCACCCCAGAGAACAUUCCAGAUUCUGAUUCACUCUCCAUAAGUACUCAGGGUUGCCUGGUAGCUCCUACAUUUUGUGUGUAGGGGUUCAUUUGUCCCCUGGGCACAGUGGAUUACUGACCAGUAUGUUGUUGGCUGGGCUGAGUUGCUGGGGCCUUCUGCAGGCCCUGGGGCCAGCUUUCCCCAGAAGCUGCAGUCUCCAGCCCUCGCAGACGGGGCCAAUCCUGUGAGCCAAGACAACACCAUUCAGGCACUUUGUAAGGAAAAGAAAGCCUCUAGGCUCGUGCUCCCUAGACUUUAACAGGCCCAGGCUGCUGCUCCUCUCCCCCAAACCAGGAACAUUGUUCUUGCAACCAUGGUACAGAGUUGGCUCUCUUCCUCUGAGAACAGCUGUGAAGAGAUGGUUGAAGAUCAAACAUUAAAACAAGUGGUUUUUCUUACUCCUCGCAUGCUGUCUCCUAGCAUAGGCUAGAGCUCUCCUUCCUUCUCUUACUUCAGGGAAGUUAAUAUGGGAUGAGGGGAAGGUGCCCACAUAUUUGCCUGAUGACAAGAACAAUUACUGUCUGUUCUGCCCACAUGCAACCUUGCAGCGAAGGCCACUUCCUGGAACGGCCAGUCCUAACGGCAGCCUCACAGUCAGCUUGCCUCUCCAAAGAACUCUCCUGGCAACGGCUGCACACACGUCACAGUCUGCGAUAAGCCCCUGCCACCAAACAACUUCUGUUUGGAAACAUCUUGCCUGCACUUCUCCUUUUUAGUCUUGCUCCCCUGGGCCUCAGCCCCCCAAGGCCAUGGCACACAUAGCCUGGGUUGCAGUGACCCCUGAAUAAACCCCUCUGCUGGUAUUUCAGGUUGACAAUUUCAAGUAAACCCAUUUGUUGUCCAGCUCUGUCCUCAGGAAAGGUCUCUUGAAACAAUCGUCUCUGCAACUCAGGCAUUUCCCUUGCCUGGCUUUUCUCUUAAAGCCUAAUUAAGCGUUUUGAUCUUCA